Daktulosphaira vitifoliae (grape phylloxera) is the source of this 1932-nucleotide messenger RNA. RefSeq lists its product as uncharacterized. The record is from RefSeq and is a predicted model, not a curated record. Bases 308 to 1864 code for a protein of 518 amino acids. The transcript is spliced from 3 exons. Lineage: Eukaryota; Metazoa; Arthropoda; Insecta; Hemiptera; Phylloxeridae.
UCAAUACAAGUCUUACUAUUCAUAAUAUAGGUUUUAUAUUUAAUACUAGGCACUUGAGGCACUAUACCUUAUGCUUACUAAUUUAUUUUAAGAUCUUUUUAUAGUAUUAUUUUGAGUACCUUAUAAAAAAUACAAUGUAUAGCAAUGAAGUCGAAUUUAAAAGUUUUGUUAUAUAUCGACCGAAGAUCCAAAAUCUAUAAAAGAUAGUUAUUUAGAAUAUGUCAUUACUAUAAUACAACAUAUUUGUGACCAAAAAGGAUGGGAUUCAAUUAAACAUUUGCAGUUAAAUCAUGUUGAGUAUGGAAACAUGACAGUAAAAGAUGCAUUUACAUACAAAAUUGACAAAAACAAUAUUUUAGAUAUGUCUAUUAUUGUUGUUCGUUUACUUAAUUACAAGUAUGCAGAGAUAUUAAGAAAUUAUGCCGAACUUAUCACUUUAAGCAUAAAAUUAUGUGAAAAGUAUUUAACAGACAAUCUAUUUAGAGAAUUUAUCGAUUGUACCCAACGUAUUGAACAUUAUGUGAAAAAUUCAUUGACAAUGUUUGAUAAUUUGUACCAAGUAAUGACGUUUAUGAGUUAUUUGGAUAUGAAAUUCUUAUUUACAAAAAUUCCACAUAACCCAUUCGUCAUGGUAGACGAAAUUUAUUUUGCCUAUCAUUAUACAAAUACCAUGAAAAUAUCAGAUCCAUCAUUUUAUAUUGAUCACGAUGGUAACAUUAUACCUGAAAAUGCAAUUUUAGUACUUUUAAAUAUUAAUACAUUCCUUAAUAAAUUAUAUUUAAUAGCAGAAAGUAUUAGAAAAAAAAAAUGUAUUUUUGCUCAACUCCCUGGACAAGUUAACUAUCAUUUGAUUUUUGAAGAGCGAUGUUUACAUUACAAAUCAGUAAAUUCUAAUCUAACUGCUAUCAACAUUGUUUUAAUUAUUCUAGGUUCAUUUUACAUGAACACAAUAAAAAAUGAUUACGAAGACCUUGGAUUUAGAGAAAUACUUAAACCACUUUUAUACAAGUGUGAUAGAUGUGAUUCAUUAUUUCCACCUCAAUUUGAUUGUAUUUCACAAAAAAAAGGAAUAGUAAAUUUAAAUAUUCUUCUUAAUGAGGGUAACUGGACAACUUUGAAUUAUCUAUAUAUAAAUCAUAAUAUACAAGCAUUAAGUACAAAUCGCGUGCUAAGAGAUCCAGCAAAUGAUAACAAUUUUCAUCUCAAAAAACAGUAUAUUACUCUACUAUUUAGAUGUAGAUUUUUUGACUUACUAAAAAAUUUCACUGCACUUUUAACUGGAGUUAUAGAUUUGUGUAAAAAAGUAAAGAAUAAAUUAAAGAUAUAUGAUGAUCUAAAUAGUUAUUACAUAUGUGUAACUGAUUUUUUUCUGGCGAUGAAAAGUGUUCAAUAUUUUUUAAAUUAUUUAGACACAGCAAUGGAAAAAUUAAAACAAGCAUUAAUAUGGCAUGAAAAUGGAGCAUUUUAUUGUUUAUCACCAAUAAAAAAAAUGGUAAAUAAUUUGCUUAAGUUGAUGAAAGAAAAAAAUUUGUUACGAGAUGUGUUUUCUGAGGGGGUAUUAAGUUUGGAUGAAGUAGCAAACAAUUAUUUGGCUGGAGCGCAAGAUGUAGCAUCAUCUAUUAAAUUAGAUCUAAGAAAUACAAGAAGUAUUCACCAAAGGCAUUGUUAUCAUCAAGAAAAAGUUUUAUUUUCUAAAAGAGACGUUCUAAAUAUCAGCAUGAAAAAUGUACCCUCAGAAAAUAUUGCUGAUCCGUUUUAUGAUCCUAUUUCCCAUUGUCAACAGACUUGUGUGGAUUUAUAUAUGUUUUGUGAAAAUUUCAUCAGCAACGAAUAUAAAAAUCUAGGGUUUGAUAAAAUCAAUUAAAAAAUGUGGUUGACAUGCUCAAAUCAUUUUAUUAUGUUAAGAUUAAUCUAUUAAACUUAUUUUGUCAA